AUGAGGUUUCCAAUUUUGUGGAGGAGGUGGAUAGCAGAGUGUUUAGCCACUGCUAGAGUGUCUGUUCUUGUGAAUGGAAGUCCAUCUAGUGAAUUUGGAGUUGGUAGAGGGUUGAGACAAGGAGACCCACUGGCUCCUUUUCUUUAUUUGAUUGCUGCAGAAGGAUUGUCUUCUUUGAUGUCUAAAGCAGUGCAAGAAUGUGUGUUUACAAGCUAUAUGGUUGGUGGGGAUGCAAUGCCAGUAUCACAUCUACAGUAUGCUGAUGAUACUAUCCUAGUGGGCGAUGCUACUAUGAGUAAUGGUUGGGCUAUUAAAGCUAUUCUACAGCUGUUUGAGUUAAUAGCCGGUCUUAAGGUUAAUUUCUUCAAAAGUCAGCUCUUGGGUGUUAACGUUGACCAAGUUUGGUUGCAGUCUUUGGCUCAAUUUCUAAAUUGCAAAGUUGGGUCUUUCCCGUGCUCUUAUCUAGGAUUACCACUUGGUGCUAAUCCCGCUCGCUUGACGACCUGGCAGCCCGUGGUGCGGAAGGUGGAAAAAAAGUUAUCAAAAUGGAAGAGCAAAUUGUUGUCCUUCGGUGGUAGGCUUGUGCUCUUGAAAUCC
Cajanus cajan (pigeon pea) is the source of this 597-nucleotide messenger RNA. NCBI's taxonomy places the organism in Eukaryota, Viridiplantae, Streptophyta, Magnoliopsida, Fabales, Fabaceae. The record is from RefSeq and is a predicted model, not a curated record.